GCCUGUUAUGUAAUGAGGACACUCCCCCUACCACUUCAUUUAUGUAUAGGCUCUUUCCACCAGCGUGCACAUUUCAAUCCAGCAAAACCAAAGAGGCGACUACUCAUCACCACGCCACAUAAUCACUACUCAUCAUGGCAACCACAACAACCCAGGCUGGCUAUGAAGGUGACUACGUGCAAAGAUUUCAGUUUUUCCUCCAGCAUUCGGGGGAGCACACGGUCAUGCGAGAGUUCAUGGACAAAGUUCUCCCUGGUGAAUUUGUAAGAAUUGGAGAGGGGAAAUCAGAUCUGAACUUUCUUGGCGUUGGAAGUGGCCAAGGUGAAAUGGACUCUCACAUGCUUGGUAUCCUGCAGUCCAGGUUUCCCAAGACUCCAAUCAGCGCUCACAUUGUGGAACCAAGCAUUGCACUCAUUGAAAACUUUAAAGCUUCAGUGGCUAAGGCCUCCAACCUCCAAAAGAUUAAAUUCACCUGGAAUGCUUUAUCAUGCGCUGAAUAUGAGAAACAAGUUAAAGACACCAAAGACACAAACAGAUUUGACUUCAUGAACAUGAUUCAGAUGCUAUACUACAUGGAUGAUUAUGUUGCUGUCAUCAAGUUUUUCCACAGCCUGUUGAGAGAGAAGGGAAGACUCAUGAUCAUUCAUGAAGCAGCUGGCAGCGGUUGGGGUUCUCUAUGGAGUACCUUCACAAAUGAUCUCUGCACAAAGUCUGUCACCAAGUACAUUUCUGACGCUGACAUCAAAGGCGAGCUAGACAAGCUGGGUCUGAAGUAUGAGGAGCACAGCAUCCCCAACACCAUGGACAUCACCGAGUGCUUCGUCGAGGGCAGUAAAGUGGGAGCGAUGCUGCUGGACUUCAUGACUGACCAGGAUAGCUUUGAAAAGGCCUUCAGCCCAGAGAUGAAAGCAAAGAUUCUGGAUAUGCUCCGCAACAAGUGCUGCACAGAGAAGAACGAGCGUCUGCUGUUCGACUGCAGCCUGACCUGUUUGCUCAUACAUGCUUAACACUACUUACACUCUCUUUCCUGCUCUACCACAUAAUACUAGUGCAGAUGACAGACAUGUUAUGUGUAGUUUCAGCAUAAUGCCACAAUCUACAUAUAUUUCUGUCAUCUCUAUAUGUCUGUUUCUUGUUUCAAAGGCUUUUAGAUUUCUAUAUUUUUUGUAAUUCUUUAGGCGUGAUGUGAAAAAAAAUGUUUUGCUCUUUUAAAAUGUCUUCUUCCAGUAAAUAGAUGUACUGGUGUCCAUUACACAGUGCUGCAGUAUUUUGCAUCUACACCAGAAGAUGGCGCUCUUGUCUGUUACACUCUAAAUGAAGUAGCGCGUCCACUUACAGGGAAUGUGGCCAGCAGACCAGACACUGAAUAUGAUACCUUACAAUAAAUAGCAUUUAUAUGAUGCUCAUCAGCAAAUUGAUAGCCUAAUUAGCCGAGUUGCAUGGUCAAUCAGCUCAAAUUAUUUGACUGCUGUGAAAAGUCAUUUUCAAUUUGAGCAUUAAAAUAUGGAUUUGUACUGGAAUUGUUGUGUAAUUUCAGACUGAUGACUACAGAGGAUGCAUAAUAGGUUAUCUUCAUUUACAUCGAUGUGCUCUUGUCAACCCUAAACUGAACACAGGCACCAAUAAAUUCUUCCCAACUUUU
Molecule: messenger RNA, 1642 nt
Organism: Alosa sapidissima (American shad)
Lineage: Eukaryota; Metazoa; Chordata; Actinopteri; Clupeiformes; Clupeidae
Product: histamine N-methyltransferase-like
Exons: 7
Coding region: 135-1007 (290 amino acids)
Molecular function (GO): N-methyltransferase activity
Source: RefSeq, a predicted model, not a curated record